AGCAUCCUGCAUUGCAUCACCCAUGCUACACGGCAUCUUAUCUUAGGCGAAACGCCACAUUGAUUCAACUGGUAGCGUUAUUUUUAUGUACCCCCGAAAUUCGCUGGUUCCCCGUUCUCCAUACCUGUUGAGGAAGGUUGGCUCGGUUUUCGACGGGAAUGUUGCAAUAGUGGUGCCAGGCACCCCCCUCGUGGCAUGUACCAUCUCUCGCGUCACCCACCCUAUGAGGCCACAAUACGCAGACCCUGAGUGGGGGCUUCUGGCGAGGUUCCCAACCUGUGCAGAAUAGGUGCAAAAUUCUAGCACCCAGGAGGGUUAUUAUUGUUGUGAUUCCACCUACGAGUGGCCAGCUUUCGCUACUUUCCCAAAGUGCUCAGUAGGCAAC
Molecule: messenger RNA, 385 nt
Organism: Suhomyces tanzawaensis NRRL Y-17324
Lineage: Eukaryota; Fungi; Ascomycota; Pichiomycetes; Serinales; Debaryomycetaceae
Exons: 1
Coding region: 86-289 (67 amino acids)
Source: RefSeq, a predicted model, not a curated record